Molecule: messenger RNA, 2882 nt
Organism: Epinephelus lanceolatus (giant grouper)
Lineage: Eukaryota; Metazoa; Chordata; Actinopteri; Perciformes; Serranidae
Source: RefSeq, a predicted model, not a curated record
UCUACUCACCUGAAUCCCUCUCAUCCGAGCCUCUCCCUCCAUCACCCCUCUCUACCUCGCCCUCCUCCUCUUUCUCAUCCUCCCCUCAUGCCUCCGGCUUCACAGCCCAAAGACCUCUCCUCCACCUUCCAUCCAUCCUCCUCCUCCUCUUCCUCUUCCUCAUCUUCCUUCCCUGCGCCUCCCCCUCCCCCUCCUCCGCCUCCUCCCCCUCUCCCUCUCCCCCUUCUCCACUACUCCAUGCAGCAGCUCUUCUCUCGCUCCCUUCACCACCCUCAGCUCCCCCACCUCCCCCCAUCCCGCAAGGACUAUUUGAACUCCGACCCUUUCUUGGAGUUCUCGUCUCACCCCUCAUCUCACCCCUCUUUCCCACCGCUCCCCUUGCUCGGUCACCUGGACGCCUCCCUUGCACGCCACGCUCAUGGAGGCAGGGAGAGAGGGAUGAGGGGAGAUGGGGGGAUGAGGGGAGGAGGCGGGAUGGAUGGAGGAGAGCUCUUCCUGACUGCUGGGGGAACCCAGGAAGGCUUGUCUCCCUGCCAUCUGAAGAAAGCCAAGCUCAUGUUCUUCUACACACGGUAUCCCAGCUCCAAUACACUCAAGACUUACUUCCCUGAUGUCAAGUUUAACCGCUGCGUGACCUCCCAGAUGAUUAAAUGGUUCAGCAACUUCAGAGAGUUCUUCUAUAUCCAGAUGGAGCGCUUUGCACGACAGGCUGUCCGCGAGGCUCUCACCCGGGAUGGUGCACCUCGUCUGGGCAGAGAGAGUCAGCUGCGAGUGGGCCGUGACACAGAGCUUUACCGCAUACUGAACAUGCACUACAAUAAAAGUAACGUCUACCAGGUCCCAGAGAGGUUUAUCGAGGUAUCAGAAGUGGCUCUGAGGGAGUUUUACUCAGCCAUCUGGACUGGGAGAGACAGCGACCCCUGCUGGAAGAAAGGAAUCUAUAAAAUCAUUUGUAAGCUUGACAGUCCUGUACCAGAUGCCUUCCGACUGCCAGGUUGUCCUGUUGGCUGAUGAUUGAUCCACAUGUAUAAGAAUAAAUGCAUAAACACACAGACUCACUAAAAGAAAGGGAAUUGUGUUAAAGCAUUCACAAACUGUGAGAAGUGGUGUGAAGGAAUCCAUUCAGUUCUGCAAUUCAUUCAUAAUGCAUUCAUUCUGAGACAAAAAAAAGAUAAUUUUAGAUGAUAGAAGUAUUUUGUUUGACAGUGUGUGCAGGGAAAGACACACAGACGCUUAAAUGAACAGACACUCACAGAGUGAAUGGUAUUCUGACAUCCUCAGUGCUGUGAUAAGAGUCUUGUGACUGCACUUAUCGAGGAACGUGACCAUACCAUUGAAUUAAAACGGACAGAGCAGGAAUUCCCUUUCCCAACAUUCUUCACCAGUCAGCUGACUUGUGAAAUCACAGUGCUGCUACACUGGAUUGACAAAAACUGUCGUGAAAAUAAAAAUUGCUGCAGGCACAGAGCUGGGAUAGACUGAUGGACUGGAUUUAAUAACAACUUCACCGAAAUAUGCAUACUUGUUGUGCAUUAUGUGUUACCAUGAGACCACACAUCAUUCAUUCACUUGAAAAGAUAAUAUGCAUUCCUUGGCAGUCCCUUGCAAAUGAUUGCAAUUCAGAAAAAAUGCCAUACUAUGCACCCCCUCAGUAAUCAAAUGUACUGCUGAUAUCUGUUUACCGAGCAUGGGCAAUGCACAAAUAUACGUUUCAGAUACUUGCAGACAAAGAAUCCACAUACCAAAUUUUCUUAGAUUAGAUGCCCUACUUUCCUCAUUGUCACUUUAACUGUGAGCAGAGCGCACUGUUCCUACAAAGAAAAAAAUCCAGCUUCCUGAUAAAUAUUGUUUAAAAAGCAGUAAUAUUGCUUUGUAUUUGUUGGUAAUUUUGCACAAGCAGCACCCAACUAUCACCCAAACAUUUACCCACUGCUCUCCCUCAGGGGGUGUUCACAGUUUUUCAUUAGAGCCUUGUCAAAACGUUGAAUCUGACUGUUUGCUAGAAACUCACUGUAAUCGCUGCCUUGUGUGUGUAGGCUUCCCUGCAGGGUCACAGGUACCUUUUUGUUCAGUGUGCCCUGCAGCUUUUACAGUUUCUCCAUGCUCAGAGAUGCUUUCCUCUUUCUUUUGUUUGCUUGUUUGUUUGCCCCACCAACACAAAGCUGUCAUGUAUCCAGCAGAGAAAUCAGUCUUGGGAAUCUUUAAAGAAAACAUGAGGACCAAUCAUAACUACUGUCACCUAAUAUAUUGCUGUUGUUUGAGAGAAAUUUAAGGGCAGUGGUUGAUUUAUUUUUGCCUGUAUUUCCAUCUCUUUGUUCAAUAAGGAAUUAUUAUAGCUUUUGUACAUGAUGGCACAAUGUAAUCAAAAUGUAAAGUUCUGCCAAGAGGGACAUUAUAUUGAAUUUAAAAUAGUAAAAUUAAUGUUUUGUUGUUUCCUUGCUGUACUCUUAUUGUUGAAAUAUUCACUUCUGUUUUUGUAUUUCUUUAACGUGAUGUUAAACUAAAUAGGCCAGCUGCACAGUUAGUAUAUAUCGACAUUUGUUUCCUGGAAGUAUUGCGGAAACUUUCACUCUAUCUACUGUAUAUCAUGACUCUGACCCAGAGUGGACUUCUGUUCAUCAAAGUGUUGCUCCAGAUGAAGCCUCCUCUGGCUUAAUCACACCUCUGUGAGACCGAGCCCGUGUGUGAACUAUUUGUGAUGUGUUUUCAGGUGCAUGUUUCCUAUAUUUGCAUUACAUUUUGUAUCGUAAUCUCUUCUGUUUCUCUCACGGCUCUUAUCGGUCUCUCUUUUAUAUUGUACAUAUUCUUUAGAUCUGUGCCUCAUUCGGACUUUGGUGAAUUUUGGUGUUUAAACUUAUCAGUGAAUUAAAGUGAUACCAGGC